UUCCAUUCUCCCUUUUCUCCUCCUUGAAUUUGAAUUGGUCAUGAAAAUGAUGAGUUGGUAAACAGUUCUGUGUCAGAAACAAAUUAAUCCAAAGCAAACCCACACAUUACACAUAUAUGGCCAACAAAUGUGUUAUUCAUGUUCCUAUUUAUGCACCAAAUUCUAGCAACACAAAUAUUGACAUUCAUAACUGUUGUCACAACUCCUUUUCCUCAACUUCUUCUUCUUCUUUCACUUCAUUAAUAUCAUCAUCAUUUUCUUCUUCUUCUUCUUCUUCCUCUGCUUCCAUGAGCAUGAUUUUUGCAGACAUGGGUGCUCUCUCCAUUAGCAACUCCAAGGCCUCCCAUGUUGCUGAAAAUAAUGUGGGUGCUAAUGCUAUGGACCAUUUUCCAUAUUUUACUAGUGGCCAUUCUCAUGACUCCUCCAGUACUAGUGAUGGCUUUCGUUUUGGUUUUGGUGGAGAAAACACUCAUGAAACCAGCUUUGAUCUGAAUAACUCAAGUGGGAAGUCACUUGACCAAACAGACUCUUGUGGACAGUCUAAGCUCUGUGCUAGAGGCCAUUGGAGACCUGCAGAAGAUGCUAAGCUUAGGGAGCUUGUAGCUCUUUAUGGUCCUCAGAACUGGAACCUUAUUGCUGACAAGUUGCAAGGGAGAUCAGGUAAGAGUUGUAGGCUUAGAUGGUUUAACCAACUAGAUCCAAGGAUCAACAGAAGAGCCUUUAGUGAAGAAGAGGAGGAAAGGCUGAUGGCUGCUCACAGGCUGUAUGGCAACAAAUGGGCUAUGAUUGCUAGGCUUUUCCCUGGAAGAACAGACAAUGCUGUAAAGAACCACUGGCAUGUUAUAAUGGCCAGGAAAUAUAGAGAACAGUCCAGUGCUUACAGGAGGAGAAAGAUGGCUCAAACUUCAAAUUACCAUACCAUAGAAGAUCAAGAAACCAGCUUUCUCAUGUGUAAACCAGAGCCAGUAACACACUACAAAGCUGCAACAAUAUCAAACACUUUUGUCCCUCCUCAUUACACUGGGCCUUCAAGUUACAUAUACCCUUUCCACCAAAUGCAACAAAACCAUUAUGCUCCAUUGAUGAGUGAAAAUAUUGCAAUGCAACAGUCCUAUUUACAGUUUUACCCUAAUGGUAGUGGUUGCAGCUUCACAUCAGAUUUUAAAGCAGAACCACCAGCACAUCCACAAGUUUCAUCACUCACUCAACAACUCACAACAUCAUCAUCUGCAGCUACACAAGAAGAAGACAGAAAUAGAAUAGGCAAGGAAAGUGAUAUUAUUAAUGCACCAUCUUUUAUAGACUUUCUUGGGGUAGGAGCCACUUAACCAAAUUAGUAUCACAGAGCUAUGAAAAGCUAAAAAACAAGUUCUAUCUCUGCCUACAAAUGUAUACACUCUCUAUGUUAAUGUCAAGUAGAUUAUUUAUAUCUUCCAUCAUGUUAUAACUUGGGACCCCAUUUGCUAUUUUCAGGCCAUGAGAUACAACAGUUCUUUUAGUUUGUGAAAGAGAUGCAUUACUCUUUAA
Daucus carota subsp. sativus is the source of this 1527-nucleotide messenger RNA. RefSeq names its product transcription factor CSA. Bases 117 to 1328 code for a protein of 403 amino acids. Gene Ontology annotation, molecular function: DNA-binding transcription factor activity, RNA polymerase II-specific; RNA polymerase II cis-regulatory region sequence-specific DNA binding. Gene Ontology annotation, cellular component: nucleus. The transcript is spliced from 3 exons. NCBI's taxonomy places the organism in Eukaryota, Viridiplantae, Streptophyta, Magnoliopsida, Apiales, Apiaceae. The record is from RefSeq and is a predicted model, not a curated record. Gene Ontology annotation, biological process: regulation of DNA-templated transcription.